Molecule: messenger RNA, 3288 nt
Organism: Moesziomyces antarcticus
Lineage: Eukaryota; Fungi; Basidiomycota; Ustilaginomycetes; Ustilaginales; Ustilaginaceae
Exons: 1
Coding region: 1-3288 (1095 amino acids)
Biological process (GO): regulation of DNA-templated transcription
Molecular function (GO): zinc ion binding; DNA-binding transcription factor activity, RNA polymerase II-specific
Source: RefSeq, a predicted model, not a curated record
AUGUCGCUACGCAGCUAUCCGCCCUCUCACGACGACUCCCUCCACACCCACCCCCACCCCCAGGCCAUGGCGCAACCACCCCUUCCGCCAGCCUACGGCCCGGCCUCCGCACCCGCGAGCCAGCUCUACGUCAAUACUCCGAGAGCCAUGAAGGAGUACGAUCUCAACAUGCCGCCACACCCGCCUCAACCGCGUACCUCCUGGGACACUGCACCAGCCGAUCCAUACGCUCCCCGCCAUCCUGGCUUCCAGCAUCAACGUCCUGCGCCCUAUCCGCCAUUCGACCAGCGUCACCCUCUCGACGCAGAACCAUCUCGCCCAGGCCCAGCCCAUCCUCAGCACGUCCCACAGCAUCCGCAUCUCCAUCCUCACCCCUACAACCCACCGCCCCAAGCCACCUUGUACGCCUCCUCCUCACGACAUCAGCCCGCAGAUCUCCACCACAGACACGUCUCACGCGCAGCCUGCCUCUCUUGUCGCUCCGCAAAGCGCAAAUGCGACGGCGUCAAGCCCGUCUGCGGGCCCUGCGCUCUCCGCGGCGUCAAGGACAUCUUCCCCCAGGACGAUGGAGGCUGCGUCUACGUCGCCUCCAAGCGCGGCGGCCCCCGCUUCAAAGGCAUCAAGGGCGCAGAGGCCACAAAACGCAAGCUCGACGAGCGCGAAAAGACCGGCAAGGUCAAGGGCUCCAGAAGCUCCGACCACUACUCUCACGACGAUUCGCACUCCCUCUCGCCACCCGACCACACCUCCAACAACAACUCUCCCUCCGUAUCCACCCCGCUCGACCCCGCCACUCACGCCAACUCAUACCCACACAAACACUUUGCGCCGCAUGCACCCAGUUUCGAUGCUGCCCGUAUGGGACCCAACAUCUUUGGCGCACAAGUGGGUCCGCCAGAUGGCCAUGGCCCCGCCGAAGACGCCGCCGACGCAUUCUCCUUCGAUCGCGAGCGCAACGCCCUCACUCCCCGCAGCCUCUUCCGCCCCGAUGCUGCCGUCGGAGGCGGCCUGUUUGAUGACCUCUCCCUCUCCAACUUUGACCUUUUCCAAAAGCUCUCUCCCAACCAGGCAGCCGUCGGCCUCUCGCUCUCCAACUUCUACCAGAAGCUCGAAGAUUUGCCAAAGGCCGGCGUGCUCGCCAUGUCCAAUGUGGACGAGUACGGAACCAUCGAGGUCGACAUGCCCUCGGCGCUCCUCGAGAUCGAGACCGCAAGCAAAUCCAGCGUCGCCGUCAACUCGGAACAGCAGGCGCGUGCUCUGCUACAAGACUUCUACGAGCUCGUGUAUCCUGCCUGUCCUGUCAUGCUUCCUUCGGGCCACCUCUCGUCGCUCGCCUUCCAUCUGUCCGAAGACGAAUCCUCGGCACUGCUCGCAGCCAUUUCGGCCUGCGUCGCCCUGCAGCUCCCACAGACCGAAGCCAAACGUAUCGUCAAGGGCAGUCUCUUAUUCCACGACCCCAACGACCACGAGACCAAGGCCGAGCUUCUCGACCUCGAACACUCCUCGCGAGAAGAGAUCGCAGCCUACCAUGCAAAAUCCGCAGAAAAGCUGCUGCUCAAGAAGGUGGCGCUCCUCGCACGCGCGUCCUCCUUCCCCUCCGAUGCGGCCAAGGCGGUGGGAUCCAACAAGUUCACGGGCACUGACCGCGGCAGUGCGGGCUCGGACAUCGAGCUCGUCAGGAUUAAGCUCGUCGCUACGCACACCUUGCUCGCGCACUACCACUACGGAACGUCCAACAGCCGUCGCGCCUUCCACCACGCCUUGCAGGCAUGGAACCACGCUCAGGCACUCAACCUCGACUCGGGCGAAGGCGCCCCUUCCGCGCCAUCGUGGUUCAGCCACGCGCAAAAGUGCGACUGGGCGCGCAGAGCCUACUGGACGUGCUACACCGCCGCUACCGUCAUGUCGUGCACCGGUGGCUUCAAGCCGCUUUCCGUCACGCGCGACAUGCCCUCGGACCUCGGCCUCCUGCCCGACUUGCGCGGCGAUCGCUCGAGCUGGAAGGUGCUCGUACGCGGCGCUCAGUUCGUCUCGAGAUCGUAUGCCAGCCUGUAUGACCUCGACUCGUUCAAGAACCGCCCGGAGAACAAGCUGGCGGAUCCGGCCAACCAGCCGCGCGACAAGCGACGCGGAUGGGAGAUGAUCUUUGAACGUAUGCAGAAGGUCGACGCCGAUGUGAUGCAGUAUGCGCGUUCCGACCCCGCCUGGAGCGACGAGAGCUGCUUUGCGCCCGGCGUGGGUCUGUCGCGCCGCACCGCGCAGUUCGAGGAGGAGAACGAGAUCCGCCUGAGUCGCAGCCUGCGCGUGGCGGGCAAGCUGAUGACGAGCGGUGCCUUGAUCAUCCUGCACCGAGCACAGGCGUUUGCAAACGCACGCAUCUUUGUGGCGCCGACGUGCGGCAUUCCUGGCGCCUGCGAGGACAACAGCGACACGGCGUCCGACGUCGGAAGUCGCAGGGGCGGACCCGACCGAUUGUGGCACCGCGAGGCCGAAGGGCUUCCGCCUUCGGGCAAGCCAAUGGCCUCGGGCGAAGAGCACAGUCCGCUACUGGAGGCAGGCGCAAAGCCGACAUCGAGCACGAGUCAGAGCGCUCGAUCGCGAAGCGGCAGCACGCUGAGCAGCAACACCGGCAACGGCAGCGUGGCCAAGAGCCUCACGGGCUCCUCGGCAUCGGUCGGUGGUGGUGCCGUGACGUUUAUGUCGUGCGGCAUCCCGUCGCGAUUCAGCGGAGGGCCGUUUGAGCCGUCCGAGUCGCUCGACAGAUGUCGCUUUGCGGCGGGCGUCAUGUAUCUGCAACUGACGCACAUCAACACGAGCACCUUCCGACACGGACGGCGCGAGUCGAUGGCGGUGCUGCCCGUCGAGGACAGCCAUGGCCGCGAGAACCGCGACCAGUGGUCGGCUCCGUCGCUGCCGCCUUUCUCGGCCUGCUCGCUCGUGCUGGCGGCAUACGUGCUGCUCAUGGAGACGCUGCAUGCCCAGAUCGCAGCGGGCCUCGAGGACGACUUAGACUUCACCUCGGAUGCGAUCGAUGAGAGCGAGCUGUACGAGCUCUCGCCCAUCCUGCAGCCGGACCCGCAUCGUACGGCGCAGAUCCCUGCGAUCGCGGGUAGGCAGGCCUACAUGCUCGCGAUCAAGCUGAGAUCGUGCAUCUUGCACAUCGAGGCGGCGCUCGAGAAGUUUUCGCGCGCCUGGGAGAUCGCAAAGGGCUAUGCGCAGGAAGUCAAGCUCCUGCUCGAGGUCAAUCAGAGUCUCUUUACCGGUUCCGCGGGUCAGAUCAAGCCGUAG